This is a messenger RNA of Brenthis ino (lesser marbled fritillary), 1719 nucleotides long. The record is from the annotation of a GenBank genome assembly. Lineage: Eukaryota; Metazoa; Arthropoda; Insecta; Lepidoptera; Nymphalidae.
AUGACUGCGGUGAAGAAAGCGUUGGCCAUGCGGCAACUGGAUUCCAUGUUUGGUACUAUGACCUUAGAGGGAGAGGGCCGCCACUCUCCAUUAGUCAGCUCGACGGUAGAGCACGAUCCACAUUGUGAUGUCCACGGUCGGUACAGCACGCCGUACAGGUCGUCUCUUUACCUGCACAGUCGGGAGUCGACGCCGUAUAGAGAGUGUAUAUCUCCAACUAACGGCCUCAUCAUCAGCAGGCGUAGGGGAUCUCUGGGUCUAUCGGGAUCACCUGCACGGGAAAUGGAACAUCCUUCGUCUUUUCCGAGUAUACUUCGUCGAGAUCGACAGAGUCCCUGUCAGACGCCCCCGAGACGUGACACGCCGAGUCCGACCCAAAAAUACGGUUCGAAAAGACACUCAAUGGGCUCAUUCCCCAACCUCUCCCGGGGCAAUGUGAUCAAUUACAACAGACGCGACUCAGUAAGCAGUACCGGCAUUCGAGAUAUGAAAAGAGAUUACGUGGGCUCGAUGAGUUCACUGUCGAGAAAAAGCUCCAUAGAUACCAAAAAGUCGUCAACGGAUUCUCUGGAGAAUUGGCACAUAAAUUGGGACUCCGAUCGACACAAUUCCAUCUCAUCGUUGGCGCAUGACGACGGACUCUCGUAUGGACACAAUAAGACACAAAAUCGAAAUGGCGGGCAGAGCGCACCCCUAUCGACUCCAGCGGCCGUGCCAGAGGUGAACGGUUCACGGCCAACGUUCAAACCAGUCACAGUUUUAGAAGAUUUGCAAGCAGUCCGGUGCGCUGAGUUCCAUCCUAACGGCAAGUUGUACGCCGUUGGUUCGAAUACGAAGACUCUGAGGAUAUGCACAUAUCCCAAGAUCGAAGAUGUCAAAGAUAACAGCGCACCAACAGCCCCCACAGUCCUACUCAAAAGGACGAAACAUCAUAAGGGCAGUAUCUACUGCUUAGCAUGGAGUCCCGCCGGCGACCUGCUGGCGACCGGGUCCAACGACAAAACUGUCAAACUGAUGAGGUUUAACAGUCAUACGUGUAAUUUGGAAGGGCAAGAGGUAGAACUCACAAUGCACGAUGGUACCGUUCGUGAUGUUUGCUUCAUAGAAGAUACGUCAAAUAAGACCAGCCUCCUCGUGAGUGGCGGUGCAGGUGAUUGCAAAAUAUAUGUCACUGAUUGCGCUACAGGAAAAACUUUCCAGGCACUGAGCGGGCAUUCUGGUCAUGUUCUGUCGCUAUACAACUGGGGCGGUGCGAUGUUCGUCUCCGGCAGUCAGGAUAAGACUGUACGCUUUUGGGAUCUCCGUACGGGAGGCUGUGUUAACGUCAUCUCCCCACCCACAGGACAUGCUAGCAAGGGCUCAGCGGUGGCUUCCCUGGCAGUGGAUCCAUCGGGUCGUCUGCUAGUAUGUGGUCACGAUGACGGUUCGUGUGCGUUACACGACGUGCGUGGGUCCAGAGCGUUGCAACGUUUCACACCACACUCGAGCGACGUACGCAGUGUACGCUUCUCCCCCGGAGCCUACUAUCUCCUUACCGCGGGAUAUGAUGGACGGGUCGUGCUCACUGAUCUGCAAGGUGAUUUAACUUGCGCUCUGCCAAGCGUCCCUGUAGCGCGACAUCCCGACAAGGUCAUCUCUGCGAGAUGGCACCCAGACGACUUUUCAUUCUUAUCAACUUCUGCCGACAAAACCGCCGUACUCUGGACCAUACCACCUGUU